Molecule: messenger RNA, 642 nt
Organism: Photinus pyralis (common eastern firefly)
Lineage: Eukaryota; Metazoa; Arthropoda; Insecta; Coleoptera; Lampyridae
Product: peritrophin-1-like
Exons: 1
Cellular component (GO): extracellular region
Molecular function (GO): chitin binding
Source: RefSeq, a predicted model, not a curated record
AUUGUGUCAACUCAUGAUAAUGAUAAUUGUACUCAAUUUUACAAAUGCGACAACGCUAAAAAAAUACUACAUCAGUGUCCCCAGGGACUAUUUUACAAUCCGGAACAGAGUUACUGCGACUGGCCGCAAAACGUGAAUUGUGUAAAGAACACAACGAUGGCACAACUUUCGGUUUUGUUCAAGAGUAGAGCCGUCGAUAGUCAGAGGUUUUGUCCCUUGGAGAAUCCCGAUAAAAAUAUUCUGUAUCCUCAUGAAUCUAACUGCUCGAUAUUUUACAAAUGUUUCAAUGGACACUUAGUACCACACGCAUGUCCGCCAAAUUUAUAUUACAACCCGGAUAGGGAGUAUUGUGAUUGGUCCAGUAAUGUAAAGUGUUAUGCUGAAUCGCAAACCGAGGGAAAUAAUCUGGUGGAUUGCCCUUUAGAAAAUCCAGAGCAAGACAUUCUAUACCCUCAUGAGUCUAAGUGCAACGUCUUCUACAAGUGUAGCAAUGGAGAGAAGGUACCAGUUGAGUGUUUUCCCGGUUUGUAUUUCAACCCAAAGAAGAAUUUUUGUGAUUGGCCUGAAAAUGUAACCUGUGCCCAGUAAAUAGAAUUGAUAUUGAAAUAUUCAACCUGUAAAUUAUACCUAAUUAAAUAGACC